ACAAACUACAACUUCUCAAACCCCCUCUUGGAAGAGUGUACUCAAAACCACCACUUCAGCCACCUGGAAGCGGUGGGAAGUACCUGAAGCUAGCGCCCGGAGCAUGCGCAGCACGGUGGCACGGUGGGCGUGGCUCAUUUCUUCCUUCCCGCCUCCAUGACGUCACCUCACGCAGAGCCACGAGGAUGCGCAUGCGCGACUGAGCCCCGGAGGCGGUGCUGCCACAUCCGGGUGUUCGGCGGCCUGUGGUUGUUUUGUUUUCUUGGCUGAAAUCAGAAGAAAGCGAGGCGGCCCGGUGUGGCGCAACGGCAGGCUGCGGACUUACUUCACAGGCGAGGUCGCGCGCUUGCUGCCCAGAGGCAUCCGGCUCCUUGCUGCAGUAGAAAGACUCCUACGCAGGAUCCUCUGAGGCAACACCUGCGUGGGGCAAACUCAGACCUCUGCCUGCACAAACAAGUGUUGCAGCUUAUUUAGCUCUGCCGUGACCUGAGAAAAUGUCUGGAUUUCUAGAAGGCCUGCGAUGCUCAGAAUGCAUCGACUGGGGGGAAAAGCGCAAUACUAUUGCUUCCAUUGCUGCUGGCGUCCUAUUUUUUACAGGCUGGUGGAUUAUCAUCGAUGCAGCAGUUAUUUAUCCCUCUAUGGAAGAGUUCAACCACUCAUACCAUGCCUGUGGUGUGAUAGCAACCAUAGCCUUCCUAAUGAUUAAUGCAGUAUCAAAUGGACAAGUCCGAGGUGAUAGUUACAGUGAAGGUUGUCUGGGUCAAACAGGUGCUCGCAUUUGGCUAUUUAUUGGUUUCAUGUUGGCCUUUGGAUCUCUGAUUGCAUCUAUGUGGAUUCUCUUUGGAGGUUAUGUUGUUAAAGAAAAACCCACAGUUUACCCUGGAAUUGCCGUAUUUUUCCAGAAUGCCUUCAUCUUUUUUGGAGGACUGGUUUUUAAGUUCGGCCGCACUGAAGACUUAUGGCAGUGAAAACCUGUCCUACAGCACAGCAGCCCUGCCUGGGUUUUUUACGCUCACUCCCGGUCUUUUGUAAUGGCAUUUUCUAAACUUAUUUCUGAGUGUAGUCUUGGUUUAAAGUUGUGUAAUACAAAAAUCAUGAGAACUUCCAAUUUGAACAACAGAAUAAUCUAUUGUGAUUUGUACUUGAUUAACUUAUAAAAUGUUAAAGGAAAAUACUUCACAGGGGAAAUUUUUUAUCAGAUUUCAUCAUGGUAUAAUUUGUAAAAAUAAAAUCAUGGCUAUAUCAUUACGAGUAUUUGUCACACCUGAGGUCCAAAACUGAAGUUAAAAUUAUCUAAAGAUUUAAUGUACUUAUUUAAAUGUGGCAUCUUCAGUGUUAACGUUAAAUGAAAUGUAAACAUUUUCUUGUUCUUAAAAACUGUUCAUUGGCCAGAAUUGUUUUUCACUAUACUUUGUUUGGCUUACACAGUUUUACCAAGAAUUCUAUAAACAUUUCAGUGUAAAUAGCUGUUGAGGGCUUCCUAAGCAGUGAAAUGAACAUGUCAGAAGAGAGAAGCCCCACGAUCCUGCCGCCAGACUCGUCAUGUCCCUUCCGUGGGGAUCUCCUCCACUGUGCCGCUCAUUCUAGGGGAUAAGGGGUAUAAGUCAGCCUGGACACUUGGUCCUGGUGGAACGCUGACAGUCGUUUCACAUCCACCGUUGAAGGAAGAAAAAAAGGGUAAGGACUUGAUGCUCCAGUCCCUUACCCAGGUGAAUUUUUUGUUGUUGUUGACGGUGGUGGUCUGAUAAUGGAAUUGGCUGCCAUGUUGUUUCAUUUUAUCUGUUUAGGAGACUGAACCACUAAGCUCAUGCUACACCUGCCAGGUCAAUUAUAGUUACAAACAGUAUUGGUAAUUCUCAUACUUUUUCCUUAAGAAGAGCUUUGUUAUUGUCCCAGGCGUCCCACCUUAGCAAAACGGAAUUUAUUUUUUAAUAAGCUAGCUAUCAGAUAAAUGUUCUUCAGAACUACAGCUUGAAUGUUUUCUCUCAUAAAACUUGUUACAAUUAGCUCUUCAUUAAACAUAAAAUAUCUCUUACGUGA
This is a messenger RNA of Loxodonta africana (African savanna elephant), 2040 nucleotides long. It is a transcript of the gene TMEM50A, whose product is annotated as transmembrane protein 50A. The record is from RefSeq and is a predicted model, not a curated record. Gene Ontology annotation, biological process: late endosome to vacuole transport via multivesicular body sorting pathway; protein targeting to vacuole. The transcript has 8 exons. Lineage: Eukaryota; Metazoa; Chordata; Mammalia; Proboscidea; Elephantidae. The coding region runs from base 495 to 968 and encodes 157 amino acids.